GGGAAGCAAAUAGUACAGUGAGCUAGAGGAGCAGCACGCCGGGGGAGAGAGAAGAAGAGCGAGAAAAAUGAACACGGAUAUCACCGCAUCGACGAAGCCAGAGUAUCCAGUGAUAGAUCGGAACCCUCCUUUUACCAAAGUUGUCGGUAAUUUCAACACUCUCGACUAUCUUCGCUUCGUCACCCUUACCGGCGUUUCCGUCACCGUUGGCUACCUUUCUGGGAUCAAACCUGGAAUCAAGGGUCCAUCUAUGGUGACUGGGGGUCUGAUCGGGUUCAUGGGCGGGUUCAUGUAUGCAUACCAAAACUCCGCUGGUCGGCUUAUGGGUUUCUUUCCCAAUGAUGGUGAAGUAGCACGUUACAAGAAAUGAGAAAUUCCUCGAUUUAGUACUUAUGUUUUCCCCUUUUCUAGUGGAUGUAAUAUCCGGAACUUGAUGUCAACGUUAUGGUGAUCGAGAAUGAUGAAAUUGUCAUUCCUGUAUUUCAUCCUGUUCAUGUUUUCAGUUUGUUCUAAGGUCAGAGCAAAAACCUGUUUGACAUCACAUUAUGAUACGACUCUGCCUUGGGGUGCCCCUGAGUUAUGCUACUCACGUCACAGAAAAUUGUUGUGAAGGUUAACGGUAGUUUGAAUUUACUAUGUUGAACUUGUGAAGUAGGCCUUUUUUUUUUUGGGAAUAAAAAGGCUGUGUAAAACACUCAGAGAGUAGCAAGGUACUAAUAGUUUAGGACUGGAAUCUUCGAUGAGAAUGUACUCUGCAGAGGAAAUUGCCAUGAUAAUAACAUCAACAUCCAUUUAUAAUAUAAAA
Messenger RNA from Neltuma alba, 805 nucleotides. RefSeq names its product NADH-ubiquinone oxidoreductase 20.9 kDa subunit-like. Lineage: Eukaryota; Viridiplantae; Streptophyta; Magnoliopsida; Fabales; Fabaceae. The transcript has 2 exons. Bases 68 to 370 code for a protein of 100 amino acids. Gene Ontology annotation, cellular component: respiratory chain complex I. The record is from RefSeq and is a predicted model, not a curated record.